AUGGAGGCCGCUGUCAAGCUGUUCUUCUCCUCUCCGCGCUUUGCUGUCGCCGGCGCCAGCACUGAUACUAGCAAGUUCGGAUACAAGAUUCUCGCAUGGUAUCAUGAGCACUCGCUGGCCGUCACUCCGCUGAACCCGAGGGCGCCAUCGAUCUCGCUGCCGUCGAAGUCAUACACCACAGUGGCAUCCCCGUCUGACCUACCAAUGCCCUCACAGACGUCUCUCUCAAUCGUGACGCCGCCAAAGGUGACUAUCCAGGUCCUGCGGGACGCAAAGUCAGUGGAUGUGCCGGCCGUGUGGCUGCAGCCAGGGACCUAUGACGAUGAGGUACUUGAAUAUGCCCGCGAGAACUUCAAGGCUGCCAUCGGGGGACCAGGAGGCCAGGGCAGCGAGGGCUGGUGUGUCCUCGUAGACGGCGAAGCUGGACUCGAUGCUGCCGGAGUAGAGUGGACUUCCCAGAAGCUGUGA
Messenger RNA from Nannizzia gypsea CBS 118893, 468 nucleotides. RefSeq lists its product as hypothetical. NCBI's taxonomy places the organism in Eukaryota, Fungi, Ascomycota, Eurotiomycetes, Onygenales, Arthrodermataceae. The record is from RefSeq and is a predicted model, not a curated record. The transcript has 2 exons. The coding region runs from base 1 to 468 and encodes 155 amino acids.